UCUCAGAGUUGAAGACUGGCCCUGGGAAGCCUAGAUGUUUCUGUAAGGACAGGCGCGGGAAAGAAUAGUGAGGGUGUGUGCAGAGGGUGUGUGCCUAGAGCACGGCAGACGUGGCAGCUCCGGGUAGGGGCUGAGCUAGGCAGUGAGCUCUCUUCCUUUGCCCAGCUGGUAUCCAGUCCCAAGGGAACUCUGCUCCAGCCCCGGACAAUGCACCAGGAUGGCCACUAUCCUCAGCCUUCUCCACCUGUGAAUGGGUCAUUGGAACAGGAGCCUCAAAGGCGGCUCCCCGAGAUGCUAGCGAUCUGCAUUGUGUUGGCGGUUCACUUUGGGCCCACAUUGCACCAGGGCCAUGCCACUCUCCUCACAGAGCCACCAGCUCUAAAGCCAGAGAAUGGCAUUUACCUCAUCCACUGGCGGCUGCUGGACCUACAGGACAAUCACAGAGAAACCCAGCCGGGACUUCCUAUCCCUCACUCCGGCUCUGCCCUAGAUGGACACAGGCCGAGCGUUGAUGAAGUCACAUAUCUGUAGGAGGGUCAUUUGGAGUUGGCCUGACUAUUCUCAGAACAAGAAACUGGACUGAAAAGUGAAUUGGAACCUGGGUGUUGGACUACAGACAGUCCUCUGGACUCGGCGAGAGCAACCCUCAGAUAUUUAAUGAGAAAGCUCCAUGGUGACAAGAGAAAUAAAAGCCACUUGAGGACCUUGCCCACAGACAUGGUGCCAAGAUCACCCUUACAAGGUUCCCCUCAGGGAUCUCCAGAUACUCCUCAGAGUUCCUGUUCCCUCCCUAUACUUCUGAUCUCCAUCCCUUUUGAAAUAAAGAGAAGGUUCCAUCCCUGCGCAGGGAUAUCAGGUCUACAGAGAAGGCCCUGCCUCUACACACUGCUGAUCCAAGGAGAACUCAGGCGAGAACUGUGCCGUGUCUUCUCUGAGACACUGGGUGCCGGGAAAGGAGGCUUGUGGAUGACACCCAAAGCCCCUGGAAUUCUUAAUCUCCACUUAGAUUCCAAGAUUGGCCUUGGUUUGUCCCCCAAAUCUGCCUUGCCAUCCUAGGAUGUGAUGGGGGAGUUUGGGGGCUCUUAUUACCUCUUACUUUUUGAAUGAGUGUGGGCUUGUUGGAAUAAGCCUAAAAUGUAUUCCAAAUCACUUCCGGAUCCAGAAAAUUCCAGCUAGCGGGAAACCAGGAAAAGAAGAGGAACUCUGUGGAACUUGUUUGGGUCUAUCCCGGCAGGGAAUUAGUCAGAAAAAUAUAGACUGGGGCCCGGGAAACCAAGUCGGGCCUCCUGGUGGCUCUCUGGAAAGGCGCCCCUUUCUCUGGUACCUCCACACCUCACUCAUAUGCAGUCAGAAACAUGCAGACAUAAACCAUAUAAACUGGGCGUGGUGGUACAGUCUUUUAAUCCUCGUACUUGAGAGAUGGAGACAGGAGGAUUAGAAGUUCAGGAUCAUUCUCAAUGACACAGCAAGUUUGAGGAACACGCUGUUUAUUAAGAAAAGGGGGAGGGGUUAGUUGUGGUGGUGCAU
Molecule: messenger RNA, 1527 nt
Organism: Microtus oregoni (creeping vole)
Lineage: Eukaryota; Metazoa; Chordata; Mammalia; Rodentia; Cricetidae
Product: small integral membrane protein 33-like
Exons: 3
Coding region: 208-531 (107 amino acids)
Source: RefSeq, a predicted model, not a curated record